AUGGCGUCCCAGCCAGGAGUGUCUCCGCUGGAAUCACCAUGGCAGGACGAUUUCGAGUUCCGCCAACGGCCGCCCACGUCCUCAACUAGCGAUCACUCCGAGCAUUCUUUUCAUAUCCGAUCCAAAUCAAGCGCAAAUGUUCACAGCCCCAAACGUUUGUCUGUCUUUGGUCGAUCAAGAAGCAACACCACCACGUCAAUAACAUCGCCUCGCCGUUCUCCCACCUCGCCGAAUUCUGGGGAAGUUCCCAUGCCCCUUCUACACGAUGAGAAACCUGCGCCAACCGACAGCGUAGCUCGAUCGUUGCUUGUUCGCGGCAGUCGCAUUCUUCGGCGCCAGGGUAGCAAGCUAAAUGUGGCACCUACUUUAGAUGAAGAAGACGAAGCUGGAAAAACUUCAAAGUUUGAAGUCUCAAGUAUCUUCCAGCGCAAUCACAGAAUGAAACGCUCGGAAUCUCACGAACAACUCAAGCGCGUCAUCUCGGAGCCAUAUAAUUUCCACCACGUCAUACACACUAGCUCAAACCAAUUCCAUGCUCUGGACAGCACCAGUAACAACGAACUGGUCGGCGAGUUCUCUGCGAUUCAAGCUUCACAGACUCCUGAACCGGGGCUCAAAGGAAUUCGUGUCCAGGACCUUGAUUCAAACAACACCUCGACCGAGAACGUCAGCGAAUCGAUGACUGAGGAAGACAGAAAUCAAGCUGCUUCUCCAGCUAUGAGCCCUCCUACAUCACCAAGAUCGCCGGGCAAAAUUGAGAACUUCUCGCGCCCACCUACAUCUCAGGCUAUGGAUGAAUUCCUUGGUUUAAUAGAUCAUAGACAUUCUUACCUAGACGAAAGAAUUGCCCGCCAAGCUGCGUCACUAGAAGAUCCUGGAAUGUUUCACCCGGACAUUGGCUAUGCAACCCACGGCCAUCAAAAUGAGGACGAUGCACACCUCACUGCCGCAGUAAUCAACAGCUACUUGUCGGACCUAGAGGAUGUUCCUGAAGAGGAGGAUAUAGAAGAGCAUGAGGCCAACGAAAAUUCUCAGUUCGAGCCGCUACCACCUCGAAGAUCUUCUUCCGUAUAUGAUGAAGUCGAAAGUUCGCCUCCCCCGCCUGUUCCUCCGAAAUCUGCUGCCCGUCACGAGUCUGUGAUAGUGGUGCAGGAUACCGAGCUAUCAUUCUCAGAGGACUUGAUGUCCCCCACUUUACCGCAGUUUCGACCUAUUCUCCAGGAUUCGCCAAUGUCUCAGGCGAGCGAUGUUAAGGCCGGAAAUCCAGCUGGAGGCUUUGAAGAAUUUUCGACAUCGUGGGAUGAGGAUAUCGACUACUGUUACGAACAUGCAGCCGAGGCGGAUUGUGAUUUUGACUGGAAUCGUUCCUCUAUAGAUAUCCCCGGACGCUCUGUUGUAGGCGCUCUUCCUUCGGAGAAAGCCAGCACAAGAUUAACUGUCCAUGAUAGCCGGAACGCUACGUCCGUUCCAGCGACCCCAGAUUUAGAUCCUGGCUCUGCUAGAUCAAUUAUGACAAGAUCUCACGAAGCCAUUACACCAUUGAGUGAGGGAGCAGCGCCGGCCGGGUUUUUCCAUGCAAAACCCCAACCCCAGGAAUAUUUCAAGCUCCAGACAGGAGAUGUGGGAAACGAUCCGGUCUAUGAAGAUUAUCUUGCUGUUCAGGAUGACGUUGAAGGGCAACUCCGUUACUAUCCGCAGCCUAGGUCACAUUCAGUCGAUCUUCCUGUUUCUCCACGCAGCAGCUACUCCCCAAUUAGCAAAUGCAACUCCCAAGAGAGUGUGAUGUUAUCUCGUGCUGCCUCGAUUGUGCGCAAACAUCGCUCGUCAACUUCAACGACAAGUGUGCCAGAAUUGGUCCCUAGUGCCGGCAGCAGCAGUCGUGAAACCGCGACCAGGGAGAGCAUCGGGUCUUUUGAGCAAAGCACACCCACUUCAAUCCCUGAACCUCCCAGAGCCGGAUUUUCAUAUCACCGCCAGGUAAAGAGCUUGGCACCUGAAAUCGGUUCAUUCUCCAAUCUACGGUCCACCCGUAGCAACGGUAGUAUCGAUGUCAUUGUUGACCUGCCUUAUCCCUCGGCAACACCGACCCACGAUCGUACCAAAUCUACUUCUGCUGUUGACCACCAGAAAAACAAGACCAAGCGCCCAGAAGACUUGCCCUCCCCUAGGCCAAUUUCUGUGGCGCAGAAGAGGAAGAGCCGAGUCGGGUACUCUCUCUUUCCUUCUGCAAUGACCGCGCCACAACGCUAAUACAACGACUUCAUCACUUUAUUAUAUGUUGAAUUGCGAGGCAUUUCAUUGAACUCGGUCAUCAUAUCGCAUAUGACGUCACGAAUUUUGAGCAUAUAUUUUUUCCUUUUUGUUUGUGUCAUCUUGCAUCAGCCGCUAUGGUCGCAUUCGUUUCAGGUUGGUUUUUUAUUUCAAAAGUGAGAGGCUGCGGUGUUGGUUAUCGGAAGCCUCAUAUCGGUCGUUACUUUCUUUUCUGGUUUAUGGUAUACAUAUAGACUUGGCGCCAUUGGGGAGUAUUUGGUUGUUCAUGACUGCAUUGCAUACUUGCAUGGAUGGAAGCAGGAACAGUCGCCCUUGGUCUUUGGUAACAAAGGAAGGAUGAAUUUGAUGUUUUGUCCAAUCUGCAAUAAAUACAAGUAAAUUUUCAAGUGAUGACUUUGUCAACAACCUCAAUAUCAU
Talaromyces proteolyticus is the source of this 2688-nucleotide messenger RNA. RefSeq lists its product as uncharacterized. Lineage: Eukaryota; Fungi; Ascomycota; Eurotiomycetes; Eurotiales; Trichocomaceae. The record is from RefSeq and is a predicted model, not a curated record. The transcript has 3 exons. Bases 1 to 2250 code for a protein of 749 amino acids.